AUGCAAACGACAGCUGAUGACCUCUUGUUUGAUGACGAUUCCUCGGAAAAAGCAGACGAACUGACCACGAUGGAGUCACCGUCACAUUUCCUCAUUACUCUAAGACAGUUGUCGAAGUCAGACGCUUCGUUUCAUCUCAUUAACGCUGACUCAUACGAGAUCUCAUCGAUGCUUGGGGGCUUGGGUUCUAUGUCCGGAAAAGGCUUUUCAACAUCUCAAGCAUACCUAUCAAUUCCCGAUCCAACGAUACACAAAGAAAGAACAUUCACGGAAUUCUCCUAUCGUUCCGGUCCCAACUGA
This is a messenger RNA of Dicrocoelium dendriticum, 300 nucleotides long. The record is from the annotation of a GenBank genome assembly. NCBI's taxonomy places the organism in Eukaryota, Metazoa, Platyhelminthes, Trematoda, Plagiorchiida, Dicrocoeliidae.